UCUUAGUAAUCAUCAUGUUUCGGUAUAAAACAGUCAUUUCCUUGUGUUUCGUGUGGCAAGUAUCAUGGUGUGUCGACCAUAAUUUCCCUCCCAACUUUAAAUUCGGAGCCGCAACAUCGUCAUAUCAAAUAGAAGGAGGCUGGGAUGCUGAUGGUAAAGGUGUAAAUGUGUGGGACAAAGUGGUUCAUAGUAAUCCGGAAAUGUUUUGUGGAAAUGCGACGGGUGACAUCGCUGCCGACUCCUACCACAAAUGGCGCGAGGACGUGAGAAUUGCAGCAGAAUUAGGACUACAGUUUUAUCGAUUUUCCAUAAACUGGGUCCGGAUACUUCCGACUGGUUUUUCGAACGAGAUCAAUAAAGCCGGAGUGAAAUAUUAUAGUGACCUCAUAGAUGCCCUCCUCGCUGAGGGCAUAGAACCAAUUGUAACGUUGUAUCACUGGGAAUUACCAGCGAUAAUUCAAGAUUUGGGUGGAUGGACAAAUCCUUUGAUAGUUGACUGGUUCGGAGACUAUGCGAGGGUCGUGUACUCCUUGUACGCAGAUCGCGUUAACACCUGGAUAACCAUAAAUGAAGUAAUUGUCAUAUGUGAUUACGGAUACUAUAGUGGAAUUUUCGCUCCGAAUAUUAAGGAACCGCUCCUAGCGCCAUAUUUGUGUAAUAAACAUACAAUGCUGGCUCACGCGAAGGCAUAUCGGAUAUACGACACGGAGUUUCGGCCUAAGUACAAUGGUCGAGUAUCCAUCGCAAACCACUUAAUAUGGAUAGAACCUCACUCGGCUAAAGACGAGGAACUUGCCACGCUGGGAAGAGAAUACAUGGUGGGUAGGUUCACUCACGCAAUAUUUUCCAAGAACGGCGGCUGGCCGCCUUCUAUUGAGAAGAUGAUGUUGAAAAACAGUCUAGCACAAGGGUUCAACAGCUUCAGGGUUCUUGCUUUCACUGAUGAGGAGAGGGAAUUUGUCAAAGGAACAGCCGAUUUCUUUGCCAUGAAUCAGUACACCACGUACACGAUCAGACCGGCGAAGAAAGGGGAAGUUACAGAGUAUGUGUUCCUUAAAGCAUUACCAGACCUGAACGCCGUGUUAGAACCACCACCGCAUGCACACUAUGGAGAAUCCAAAAUGAUGCCAAUAUACCCUGAAGGCAUCCGGAGGCAGAUGGUGUGGUUGAAGAAACAAUAUGGUGACAUUGAUAUCUUGAUCACAGAGAACGGCUAUUCCUCAACUGGUCAGCUCGAUGACUAUGAUAGAAUUGACUUCUUGAAAAAAUACUUAGAACAGAUUCUAAUGGCUAUAAAAGUCGAUAAAGUUAAUGUCGUAGGAUACACAGUGUGGUCACUCAUAGACAACUUCGAAUGGCUACAGGGAUAUACAUCAAAGUUUGGUCUCUACGAAGUGGACUUCGAAAAUCCUGAUAAAAAAAGAACGCCUCGAGCAUCUGCACACUUCUACGCGUGCGUAAUCAAGAACCGGUCACUGAACGAUACUUGCCUAAAUUAUGAUUUUGGUUACAAAGUUUAA
This is a messenger RNA of Nymphalis io (European peacock), 1520 nucleotides long. RefSeq names its product myrosinase 1-like. Gene Ontology annotation, biological process: carbohydrate metabolic process. The record is from RefSeq and is a predicted model, not a curated record. NCBI's taxonomy places the organism in Eukaryota, Metazoa, Arthropoda, Insecta, Lepidoptera, Nymphalidae. The transcript has 12 exons. Gene Ontology annotation, molecular function: beta-glucosidase activity. Bases 15 to 1520 code for a protein of 501 amino acids.